UAAUAAUAAUUUUUCCCCAAAAAAAAACUCGUAAACCCUAUUAUUUCCCUUGUCUCUCUAGUCUCUACCCUCACUACACUCCGAGCAUUGCAACUCGGCGAUUGCAGGUCUAAGGAAAACUCUUAAUGAUCGUUACCAUUAUCUGAGAACGACGAAAAUUUAGAAAAAAAUGAACCCAACCGCGGUCAAUUUCAGUGGCAAUCUAAAGAAAGCACUUGCUGGCCUGAGACGUAUCAAUUUGAACGGGCUCCGGUGGCGAGUAUUUGAUGCCAAAGGCCAGGUUCUUGGGAGGUUGGCAUCUCAAAUUGCGACUGUUAUACAAGGCAAAGAUAAGCCAACAUACACACCCUAUCGUGAGGAUGGAGACAUGUGCAUUGUGCUUAAUGCAAAAGAUAUCUGUGUAACAGGAAGAAAAAUGACUGAUAAAUUCUACCGAUGGCAUACUGGGUAUAUAGGCCACCUCAAGGAAAGGAGUCUCAAGGACCAGUUAGCUAAGGAUCCCACAGAAGUUAUACGCAAAGCUGUCUUGCGCAUGCUUCCAAGAAACAAACUGCGUGAUGAUAGAGAUAGGAAACUGAGGAUAUUUGCCGAUGGUGAACAUCCUUUUGGUGACCGCCCGAUUGAACCUUAUGUGAUGCCUCCUCGAAAAGUGCGGGAGAUGCGGCCCCGUGCAAGGCGUGCUCUUAUUCGAGCUCAGAAGAAGGCUGAACAGCAAAACCAACAUGGUGGUACUGAUACAAGAAAACGCAUAAAAAAGGAAGAAGCUAAAAGCGACUUGAGCGUGUGAGGAGUAAGUAGGAAAACAUCGUUUCUUUGCAAUGGUGAAGAGUUUUUUUCCCUUCAAUCUUCCUGCAAACUAUAACUACUAUAUGUGGAAUCGGUUGAUAAGAUAGGUUGCUUUUUUGGUUUAAAGCCUGCUGAUUUUUGUGGUGGUCAAAUUGUCUUUCCUGGUAGCGAUUGUAACAAUUGGCAUUUGUAUGCUCAUUAUGAGAAUAACAAUUAUCUCUUUUUUGA
Messenger RNA from Macadamia integrifolia, 1014 nucleotides. RefSeq names its product 50S ribosomal protein L13. NCBI's taxonomy places the organism in Eukaryota, Viridiplantae, Streptophyta, Magnoliopsida, Proteales, Proteaceae. The coding region runs from base 170 to 787 and encodes 205 amino acids. Gene Ontology annotation, cellular component: mitochondrial large ribosomal subunit; ribosome. The record is from RefSeq and is a predicted model, not a curated record. Gene Ontology annotation, biological process: translation; negative regulation of translation. The transcript has 6 exons. Gene Ontology annotation, molecular function: structural constituent of ribosome; mRNA binding.